AUGCUCACCCUCUCCGCCGACAUGGACGAGUCUUCGUCGCUUCUGGAUCUGCUGGAGUGCUCGGUGUGCCUGGAGCGCCUGGACACCACGGCCAAGGUACUGCCGUGCCAGCACACCUUCUGCCGCCGCUGCCUGGAGAACAUUGUCAGCUCCCGGAACGAGCUCCGCUGCCCGGAGUGCCGCAUCCUGGUGGACUGCGGGGUAGACGACCUGCCCGCUAACAUCCUCCUGGUUCGCCUCCUGGACGGUAUCAAGCAGCGGCCCCAGCGAGGGAGCGGAGGAGGAGUAGGCGCAGGCGGCAGGCAGUCCCUGGCCGGGGGCUCGCUGCAGGGAUACGCAGCCGGGAUAUCAGCUUCUCCCCCGGGCAGUGCGAUCAGAGAGCUGCCCGUAGCCACCAGGAGCUCCCCUGUUAAGAAUAUCCCAGCUCUGCCUUGUGGUAAGGCCCUCUACUCCUACGAGGGAAAAGAACCAGGCGAUCUCCAGUUUUCCAAGGGUGACAUCAUCAUCCUGCGACGCAAGGUGGAUGACAACUGGUACCAUGGCGAGCUCAACGGCUGCCAUGGUUUCUUGCCUGCGAGUUACAUCCAGUUGUUGCGUCCCCUGAGUCAGACUCCACCCCAGGGCAAAGCACUGUACGACUUUGAGGUCAAAGACAAAGAUCAGGAUAAAGACUGUCUGGCCUUCAGCAAGGAUGAGGUACUGACAGUAAUCAGGCGAGUGGACGAGAACUGGGCAGAGGGCAUGCUGGGAGACAAGAUUGGUAUCUUCCCUAUUCUUUAUGUGGAGUUAAAUGAAACAGCCAAGCAGCUAAUGGAGAUAGACAAACCUACGCCAACUAACGUUCCAGGUCCAAGUUCUGAGCCAGCCCCGUUGGGCCCCUGCUCUCCUGGCCCCUCCCCCAGCGCUUCCCCGUCAAAUGGUAACGGCUCUGGUCAUCGGAGAGGUGAAGGAAAGAAAAACGCCAAGAAGCGGCAUUCGUUUACGGCACUAUCCGUCAGCCAGAGAGCCGCCCAGCUCAACAACAGACACAGCAUGGAGAUCUCACACCCAGUGCUCAUCAGUUCCUCUGACCCCAGGGCUGCUGCACGCAUCCAGGAUGCAUCUCCCCCAGGUCCCUCUCCCUCCUCGGCAGGGGUACUGGUGCCCCCCAAAGUGGCAUCCAUAACCUCUGAGCUGCUGGCCCAUGCCAAGGUGCAGCUGCCACUCAACAUAUAUCUGGCUCUAUACGCCUACAAGCCCCAGAAGGCUGACGAGCUUGAACUUAGGAAAGGGGAGAUGUAUCGGGUGACAGAGAAGUGUCAAGACGGAUGGUUCAAAGGCACCUCACUGAGAACCGCUGCCUCCGGUGUCUUCCCAGGAAACUACGUCACCCCUGUGUCCAGGGCUCCAUUUGGAGUGGGUGCUACUCGUGGCUCGUGUCUGUCCAGUCCAGUAGGUGGAAGUGGAGGAGGAGGAGGUGGGGGAAGUGGAUGCAGUCAGGUGGGGAGUAAAAUCUCUGACCUGUCGUCUCCAGCGUCCCCGGGGCCCUCUUCGUCCCGUCCCUCCACUCCACUGGUAAACUCAGCCAACUCCAUUAACACCAUUAGUCCCGCCUCCUCGCCGCAAACUGCCGCCGCCCAACUGAAGAACUGCCUGCGCUCCAGCCAACACACGGUUAACCAGGCACGCACCUCAAUGCAGCUCGUCCACAGUCCUCCUGCUGGAAGCCCGGAGCGCCCCACGGUGGCCAUCUCUCCCCUGCGUCCUCAGAGCUCCUCCCCCUCACGUUGCCACAGCCAGUCAGGUCGUCCGCUCUCCAUGGUGUCUCCGGGACCCAGCUUAGGGCCCUCACCCCUCUCUUCUCCCGCCUCACGGCCCCUUCUGCCGCUCUCAUCCCCUCUCUCGUGUCUCACACCUCCUAACGUGUCAGCAGUGCUCCUCAACGGCGAGCCAGCCAGUCCACUGCAGCCACCAUCGCCGGGCCCCUCCCAUGCCCCCACCCAGGGAGCCCUCGCACCCAAACCAGAGAAGAAGGAGAGGAAAGCGGGGGGUUUAUUAAAGCUCCUCUCAGGGGCAGCGGCUAAGAAGAAACCUCGCUCACCUCCCUCCUCCCCGCCCACCCACAACCCCUCAUUGGCUGACCCCACCCACCAUUCUCACCACCAUCACCACCACGCCCGCUCAGGUUCCUGCCCAAUGGCGUCGCAGGGGCGAGCCGGAUCCUGUCCAAUUGAGAGCGAGAUGGCAGGGGCCAUUGGGUUGGAGCCGCUGCACAGGAAGUCCGGUUCCCUGGAUACCAACUUCCCCAUGUCACCCCCAGCAACACGUGUUGGCAACCCUUUGAUGGUUCUCCGGCCCGAACCCAAACCCCUGUCUAGAGAGAGGUAUCGUGUGGUGGUGCCCUACCCCCCGCAGAGCGAGGCGGAGAUCGAGCUGCGGGAAGGAGACGUGGUGUUUGUCCAUAAGAAGCGGGAGGACGGCUGGUAUAAAGGCACCCUGCAGAGGACGGGACAGACCGGCCUGUUUCCCAGCAGCUUCGUCGAGAGCUUUUGA
Molecule: messenger RNA, 2532 nt
Organism: Seriola dumerili (greater amberjack)
Lineage: Eukaryota; Metazoa; Chordata; Actinopteri; Carangiformes; Carangidae
Gene: sh3rf3
Product: SH3 domain containing ring finger 3
Exons: 10
Coding region: 1-2532 (843 amino acids)
Molecular function (GO): protein binding; metal ion binding
Source: RefSeq, a predicted model, not a curated record